AUGCUGACAUUAUUGCUCUUACUCGGAACGACACUUGCCCAGAAUAUCACGCCAGUUGGGCGCUGCCGCUGUGGCUAUUACGAUGCGAUCACCCAUCAAACAUUCACAGAAUCAAUCAUUGUCUACUUCAACGAGACAACAGAGCUCCCCCAAGAUGUGUUGUCCGUGCAGGAGUAUUCCCACGAGAAGGAGAAAGGCUCUUCUGCCGUUUAUCGGCAAGGUGCUCGAUCGGAGAACGUCAAAAUAGGCAACAGUUCGACCGUGCCUUGGCUCCAAUACAAGGUCAACCCCAAUUCUCUUGAGCUGUUUGUUGACCCCACAACCGAGGACCAUCUUGUGGUCGGCGCUGGGGUCAACUCGCGGAGACAAGAUAUCAUUUUCGGCUCUUUUAGGGCCCGAAUUCAAUCGCCACAGCCCUGGACAGGUGGCAGCGCCUUGUCGAUGAACCUCAUCUUCAAUGAAAGCCAAAGCCUGGAGUUGCAUGCGCUGAAUGCAGAUAAUGCCAGCGAUGCGCACCUGACAUACUUGGUGAAUGGAGAGUACCCUGACCUGCUUCUCAGCACCAACUACACGAGAAUCAGGGAUGAGUCCACACCUCCGGUUUCUCCAUGGGAUUUUAUAAAUGUGCGCAUUGACUGGAUCGAGGAUGCUGUCAAUUUUACUGUGGCAAACAAUGUCACACGCGCCAUUACCAGCAAAGACCGUGAAAUUCCUAGUACGCCAUCUCACCAGGUAUUCAAACACUGGUCGACUGGGGAUGCGAAUUUUAUGCGAGGACCACCCAUAAAUCGCUCUGCUACGAAUAUCGCAUGGAUGCGAUUGUUUUUCAAUUCGUCACUGAUGAACGCUGAAGGACACCGGAGAUUCGAUGCACAAUGUUCAAAGGAGGAAAUCUGUAACAUGGACGAUAUUACGUUGCGGGGCUCAUCAUCCUACGCUCCACAGGCACUGAUACCCUACGAGGAACAACCACGCAACAUUAAAUUCAGGAUUCCUGCCGCUAUUGUCGCAACUAUCGGCGCUUCGUUUGGAUUUGUCACUCUUAUAAAUGCUCUGAUUAGUAGAGGUUCUUGGGACAGGUUUGCGCGGCUGGUCAAGUGCCGAGGGCGAAAACGGUCGUUGGAGAAGCAGCCAGAGGUUCUUUCUAACUCUACAAGUGCCUCAAAUAUUUGUGAACCGGAGUUAUCAUUCGAACCUAGCAGCAGUGCUAGCAAUGGAAAUCAUCACAACGGUUCAUUUGAUUCGGACCCCGAUACAGAUCCACUUGAUUCACAAGGAGCAGCACGAAAUGCAAGCGAUAUCGAAGUCGACAUUAGUCUAGCAAACGCAGAGAACACCAAGCCGUCCAUCCUUGACGGAAUGCCAUCGAGAGGCAGUGUUCAGUUGGACAUCUCCAUACGAAACAGCUCAAUAAAGCAAAAAAUAUCCUCACUGGCCGAUCAUAGAGCUUCACUCUUCCAAUGUCGGACAUCUCUCACUGAGCGCAGGGAAUCCAUUGCAACUGAACGCAACGCUUCUGUUACUGCCCGUGAAGCAUUUCUGAACGGGCGCCGGGCAUCUUUGGGCCAGCGGAUCGGCGCCAUGGUCGAGCACGGAACGUGGCAAUUAGCUCAACGACGAGCUUCCAUCGCAGAGCGAAAAGCAUCGAUGGCAGAGCGCAAGGCGUCACUAUAUGAGCAAGCCAUAGAAGAAUUGGUCACCAGAAUAGAGACUCAAGAAAGAAGGAGAAGCUCUGGCACUGAUCAUGCCAGAUUCGGUCGCCAGAAGUCCCAUUCUUUUAGCGGCAUGCCAUCAGAGCUUGUUGGAAAAGAGCCAACCAUCGAGAUAAAUCCAAAGAGCUUUGAGAUCCUGAAAAUACCAGCGAAGGAGAUUAUGUCCCAACAAAGAGAAGAGGCAAGAAGGGUGCUGUUUAAGAUCGAACAGCCUUCCUUGAUCAAUCCCGAUUAUGUCCUGCGCAAAGACAAACUCGAACAGUCCGGUGACCUCUCAAACGCUACGUCAAAAGUCAUUACUCCCAUUAUGCCGCCCAAGAAACGAGUAGACUACCUCGCCGGUCUUGUCGCGCUGUCAUGUAUCAUUGUGACAUUUGUCCACUUCACACUGACAUUUAUACCAUACGUGGGCGGUUUCGGCACCGGCCAGCAUUACUCGUACGAAGAAUGGGGACGCCGAAUCGCAACACCCUAUUUCCUGGGGCAUACCUGGAUCGGACUAUUUUUCACAACUGCGGCGCGCUUUCUGGCACAGAGAUAUCUUCAGGAGGGCCAAUUGUCCAACAUUGCAAACCGGACAUUACUCCGAGCUCCGCGCAUUCUCAUCCCUGUCGUUAUCAUCGCUAUGAUAGAGUACUUCAUGAUCGAUCUAGGUCUCACUGGUUCGCUGCAGUAUCUCCCAUCGAUAUCUUGGUCAACCUGGCCGCAUGUGAUCAAAUACCCCAAUUUCGGAUACUUCAUUAACUCCAUGAUUGAGCUGGCUUUCCUGAUUCCCAACGCAGCGCCACAAGUGGUGAAUCAUUUUUGCGUUGGUGUUCUCUGGACCAUUCCUGUCCAACUGCAGAAUUCAUACUUGGUUUUGUUAGGCGCCGUCAUGGUCAAGGACAUCAAGAAGCCAUGGAAGCGUCUCGCCUUUUACACCUUCUGCAUUGUCAAUCACUGGUAUGCCCUCUCAUGGGGAUCCUUUUUUUGGCUGGGGCUUGCCGUCGCUGAUCUAGACAUCACCUACAAGUGGAUUAAAUUGCUUCAGGCUCGACCAGUCGUCCACUACCCGUUUCUAAUCUUGAUGUGCAUCAUCGCCAUUGCCGCUCCAACAUUCAACCUUCUACAGGAUCCACUCGGCUAUCCCAUCAUCAGCAGUGAAAGGGGCUGGCAUCCAGAUCAUGAAACAGGCUUGCCCGUGGCUCAGACACCUAGGGCGGGCUAUCCGAAUUAUUACGAGCCUCGAUUGAACACGCUGAUAUUCGCAGGCGCUCUUCAGGUCAUCGUCGAGCUAAGCGCCUGGGUUCAGUGGUUCCUGUCACUGCCUGUAUUCACCUGGCUCUUUCCCCACAUCAUGACGAUCUAUCUUAUCCACGGCUUCGUUUUCUGGAGUCUGGGUGCGUGGCUCUGUGUUACGCUCGCCGUCAGGGGCGUGCCGUAUUGGGGAAACAUGCUCACCGUCGUGAUUGUCUCUUAUUCAGUGUUGAUGCUGGCCGCGGUUCUCCUGACCAUCAUAACGGAAAGGCCGGCUCAGUCUGUAUGUCGAAAUAUGUGGCGCUGGGCUUCAGAAGAGCCGAUCGCUAAGCUCAGCACGCUCUUUCCGUAUCCGAAGGAUCAGUUCUCGAACCGUACCAAGAACGAUCACAAGGACAGUCAGGACACAGAGUGA
Messenger RNA from Endocarpon pusillum Z07020, 3363 nucleotides. RefSeq lists its product as uncharacterized. The transcript has a single exon. NCBI's taxonomy places the organism in Eukaryota, Fungi, Ascomycota, Eurotiomycetes, Verrucariales, Verrucariaceae. The record is from RefSeq and is a predicted model, not a curated record. Bases 1 to 3363 code for a protein of 1120 amino acids.